Molecule: messenger RNA, 1428 nt
Organism: Tachysurus vachellii
Lineage: Eukaryota; Metazoa; Chordata; Actinopteri; Siluriformes; Bagridae
Gene: mrps30
Product: mitochondrial ribosomal protein S30
Exons: 5
Coding region: 50-1291 (413 amino acids)
Biological process (GO): translation
Cellular component (GO): mitochondrion; ribosome; mitochondrial large ribosomal subunit
Molecular function (GO): structural constituent of ribosome
Source: RefSeq, a predicted model, not a curated record
AUUAACGAAAGAAGAAUAACUAUAGAUUCGCACGGGGAUAAAGAAAAACAUGGCGACUUGCAGUAGAUCGCCCUUGCAGUUAUUUUUAUCAAGUCAGACACCGCGUCUGAUCUGCACCAGAAAUGUCCAAGCUAAAAGUGUAGAAUCGGGCCAGUUAUAUCCACAGAUUUUAUCGUCUCGGACAGCAAACAGUAAAUCAGCUAAAAAGCGAGUGUUGCUUGAGUUCUUUGAGCAGGUGCGAACAGCCGAGCCACAGGAAAAGAUCAGAGCUCUGACCCGCGUCCAGCGCAUGAAGUAUGUGGUUUAUCCUCAGACUCCGGCUAUAGGAGCGGAUAAAUGGUACCAGCAUUUCACCAAGACGUCGUAUCUCCAGGGUCUUCCAGAGAAUCUGAGCAGUGUUGAGAUAGAGGACGCUGCGGUUUCAGAGCUGAGCUCCUUAGUGUCUAAUGCGCUCCUACAGGAGCACUGGUACACCAAGAAGGGCAGGACAUUCAUUCAGAGAGAGCAGGAGAAGUUUGUUGCACCCUUUGUGACGAACGCAGUGUCUGGGCUUAUUUCCUCGUUGGCUGGAAGAAAUCCUGCUCUCCAACUGUCUAGUUUAGAUCUGUCUCCUCAUGUCAACUUUUACUGGUUGAAUGGAGAGAGGACUAUUCCAAGAGGACACCGGCGUGGUAGAGUCGAACCACAGAGGUUCCAGAUUGAUGACAGACCUCACAGUCAGAUACGCAUCAGACAGCAGCUACCUGAGUUUGUGCCACUCGAGGCAGAGGUAGCUGCUGAAGUGCCAGUAAUCCAGUAUGCUCCUGAUUGCCUUCCUUUGUUCCGAAGACAGUAUGACAAUAAUAUUUCUACUGGUGCUAAACUGCAAGACCCAUGCUGCUAUGGUCACACACAGUUCCACGUGGUCCCUGAUCGUUUCCGCAGAGACAAACUGAUUAAUAAAAACCUCACUGAACACAUUGAGGUGUUUUUGAGGGCCAACGCUAUUGCAAGCCUCUUUGCAUGGACGGGAGCGCAGGCCAUGUAUCAGGGAUUUUGGAGUGAACAGGACGUGAGCAGACCAUUUGUGUCUCAGGCUGUGAUCACAGAUGGCCAGUACUUUUCCUUCUUCUGCUAUCAGCUCAACACUCUGGCACUGAGUUCAUUCUCAGUUCCUAACAACCCACGUAAGAACCUGUGUUGGGGUACAGACAGUCUGCGCCUCUACGACAAAGUCACAGAUGGAGACGUAAUCGGUUGGGAUGAUGACGUGUUUAAGCUUCUUGUAAAGUUUCUACUAAACAAGCCAUAAAUUAAACCAAGAGUUUGGAACUUUGGUGGAAUUUUCCUAAUAAAAAAUAAAUAUAAUAUGCCACUAUGUGUUGCAGUUGUUUGAAAUUGAGCACAUGUGCAAUUUAAAUGUUCACAAUAAAUAAAUGUGUAAUCUAA